UCCCUCGUCGGUGCUCGCGGUCACCAGGCCGGUGCCGCAUCCUCACCAACCGCUUCGUCCCCAGCGCGCGCGUCGGCAAUUCGCGACAGAACAAGGAAGGGAGGAUGUCUUCGUGGGAGGACGAGGAGUCCGCGUCGGCGGCGGCGACCACGGACGUGGAGCUGCUGAAGCGGGCCUGGCGCAACGAGAAGGCCGCACCGGAGAUCCUCCACUUCGACUCCGCCCUCGUCUCCCGCGCCCGCGAGCAGAUCCAGCUCCUCGAGGAGACGCUCGACGACUUCACGGAUAACGGCGUCGACGACCUGGUGGUCUCGCUCUACCAGAUGGACCUCGACCGCUCGCUCUUCCUGCUCCGCUCCUACCUCCGCCUCCGCUUGCAGAAGAUUGAGAAGUACAUGACCUACAUCUCCAAGUCUGACGACCUAUUGAGCCGGCUGUCCCAGCAGGAGCAGCGAUUCGCCAAGAGCUGCAAGGAGAACAUGGAGAAGCAUCUCGAGCAGUCGGUGCUGUCAAAGCUUCCCUAUGGUUAUGACUCGGUAACUAGGCAAUCCUUAUCGAGCACGGAGGAUGACAUGGUUCCAGAGCCUCAGCUUGACACCUUUGUCUUCUGCAAGACCAAGAGUGACGUAGGAGCAUUUCAGCUAGAUGACAUAGGGGAGGAAGUUGUGGAUUUGGUUGCUGACGACUUGUAUGUCCUUCGGUACAAGUCCAUCAAGGGUCUUGUCGAGGCUGGCAGAAUUGACCUUAUUUGAUGCAAGCAGCAAGGCACUACUGAGGCUCUAAACAGAUCGUCAACCCUCCGUGCAAGAAUAUUCUAAAUUCCUGGUAAGGUAGACAUGAACUGGUUCAGAUGUGUAUUCCGCAAUGAUCAGUUAGGGGACUGGACUAUCUUUUCAUGUAACAAUAUUGUUGUAUUUUAAAAAGUAAUGUCAACUCUUGUUCUUCAAGAAUGAAGAUAAUUAUUCUUCUUGGUAAGAAAGAUCAA
Messenger RNA from Lolium rigidum, 985 nucleotides. Its product is annotated as DNA replication complex GINS protein SLD5-like. The transcript has 6 exons. Gene Ontology annotation, biological process: double-strand break repair via break-induced replication; DNA-templated DNA replication. The record is from RefSeq and is a predicted model, not a curated record. The coding region runs from base 105 to 752 and encodes 215 amino acids. Gene Ontology annotation, cellular component: GINS complex. NCBI's taxonomy places the organism in Eukaryota, Viridiplantae, Streptophyta, Magnoliopsida, Poales, Poaceae.